Tinamus guttatus (white-throated tinamou) is the source of this 1353-nucleotide messenger RNA. The record is from RefSeq and is a predicted model, not a curated record. Lineage: Eukaryota; Metazoa; Chordata; Aves; Tinamiformes; Tinamidae.
CGGCGUGGCAGAGAGGGAGGCGGGGAGACGCCAGCCCUGGAGAUGGCCGUGAACUCCAUCUACUACUCGCGGGAUGAAGCAAACGUGUUCUGGGUGACAGUGCAGCGGACAGAGGCUGCAGAGCGCUGCGAGCUGCGGGGCGCCUACGUGCUCAAGGCCGAGCGUGACAGCCUCGUCCUGAAGGACCCGCAGACGAAGGAGACCCUCUAUGUCUGGCCCUACCGGCUGUUGCGGAGAUACGGCCGAGACAAGGUGAUGUUCUCCUUCGAAGCUGGCAGGCGCUGCGAUUCUGGCCCAGGGAACUUCACCUUUGAGACCAAGCAGGGCAAUGAGAUCUUCCGCCUGGUGGAAGCCUCCAUCCGGGAGCAGAAAGCGCAGGUGGAGGAGAAUCGGCAAAGCUGUGACUCGCUGGAGUCGGACAGCCCCAGCAUGGUGCUGAUCCGCCAGGCGCUGGCUGACUCCCUGAGCCUUGAGAUGCCUGCAGAGGGGGACAGCACCACGGUCCCCAAAGCAGGGCCGCCACCCAGGCCCAGUGCCGUGGCGGAGGAGAGAGAUGCCGCAUCUCUGCUGAAGAGCCGGACUCUGCCGGAGCCCCCAGUGCCGCAAGCCAAGCCCGUGGUCCCAAGCACACCCCCACGCUCCCCUAUGCCCAAAGCAUCCCGAGCCGUGCUGCCAGCUGAGGACCUGUCCAGCGUGUACUCGGAGCCUCUGGACUCGGUGAAGGCCUUUAGGUGCCACCUGGACCCGCUCUACUCAGACCCCAUAGACAGCAAGGCCAGGAGCAAGGCCAAGGCGUCUGGCGCAGCCGUGGAAGAGACAAAGCCCCGGAUGCCGCUCUACUCCGGCAUGUACGAGCAGGUCCAGGCGGACAGCGGGGCCCUGGCGCUGGUGCCACCGACGCGGAAGGAGCCCAUCUAUGACGAGCCUGAGGGCUGCGCCCCACGCUCUCUGCCCCCUUCCAUGUGCAUCUAUGACGAAGCACGGCCCACAGAUGAAGCCUGGCGUACCCAGGGCCACGAUGGCAAGGAUGGCUACGAGUAUCCCUACAACCCCAGCACGGAUGACUAUUCAGUACCUGCCUUCAAGGCCAAGGGCCCCAAGCCAGUGCCUGCCCCCAAACCCCAGGCAACAUUUAUCCCUAAAGCUGCCGAGAGAAGCAUGGACCCAGGCAGGAGACGGGUAGCCCCUGUUCCUGAGAAGAUGGUCAUCAAACCCAGCCUUAAUAGCAGCAACAAUAAUAACGUGGAGGUGCUAUACAGCCAGGUAGUGAAGCCCCAGCACAUGCAGAAGAAGGAGCAGUCUGUGGAUGAAAUCAGCUUGUCACCCGUCUACGAGGACCUGGGAGAGAUAUAA